AUUCUGGAUCCCAUGGUCUCUCGGUGACAAAUAAUUGGUCAUCAUCUUCGGGGCCUUCAUCUGCGAGAUGGGGAAACCAUCUCCCUCUCCGCAAAGACUCCUUACAGAAGCUAUUGCUUUCGGGAGCAUUGCAAUUGCUCUAUACAUUUUCAGAAUGAUAUCGCGGAUUAUUGCAAGUGGAUCCAUCAACCAUUUAGGGCUCGAUGACUAUGUAAUGACUGCAACGAUCAUAAUCUACACGAGUAUGCUCGUCCUCAUUCAAAUAUCCGCACAAUAUGCGACCAAUCUCAUGGACCCCUCAGAAUAUGACCAAGUCCUGGCAAGCCCCCAGGAGGUCGAUAACCGAAUCUUUGGAAGCAAGAUCGUGAUCGGCCUGGAGCAGUGCAUGUUGUUCUCCACAUGGGGAGUAAAGAUCUGCAUGUUAACCUUGUUCUGGCGGCUGACGAAAAAUCUUCGAUUGCAUAUCUAUGUUCAGAUCAUAGCUGCAUAUGUAGCCAUCGGCUUCAUUGUAAUCAUGAUCACAUACUAUGCGGUUUAUUGUCGCCCAUUCUCUCAAUACUGGGCUAUGCCGGUGCAUAAUAUGCAGUGUGCAACAUAUCAAUAUUACUCCAUUACCCAAGCAGUUUUCAAUAUCUCUUCUGACGUGGCCAUGCUAGUUGUUCCAAUUCCGCUUCUCAUUAAGGCACAGCUGAGAAAGAGAAGAAAGAUCACCCUGUUCUGCGUCAUGAGUCUUGGCCUGUUUACCAUUGUCUCUGCAAUUCUCAACAAAGCGUUCAAUUUUGCAUUGCCACUGACGACAAUCUACCAAAUAUGGUACAUUCGUGAAGCCAGUACGGCGAUAUAUGUUGCAAACCUGAUAUGCUUGUGGCCCUUGCUUCGUCGGCUAUUUGGAUUCAGCGCAUUUCAAAACAGCAGCAGGCAGUACCGACAGCAGGCAGAUCGACCCAAUAGAGAAAUAUUAGGUGCUUUGCGGGCACCAUCUAUAACAAUGAGC
Messenger RNA from Aspergillus steynii IBT 23096, 994 nucleotides. RefSeq lists its product as uncharacterized. The annotation marks the transcript as partial. The record is from RefSeq and is a predicted model, not a curated record. Lineage: Eukaryota; Fungi; Ascomycota; Eurotiomycetes; Eurotiales; Aspergillaceae. The transcript is spliced from 4 exons.